This is a messenger RNA of Talaromyces marneffei, 885 nucleotides long. RefSeq lists its product as uncharacterized. The transcript is spliced from 7 exons. Lineage: Eukaryota; Fungi; Ascomycota; Eurotiomycetes; Eurotiales; Trichocomaceae. The record is from RefSeq and is a predicted model, not a curated record. The coding region runs from base 1 to 885 and encodes 294 amino acids.
AUGCCGGAAAUAGACUUCUUCCUCAACCUCCUCAACCUUGAACAUCUACCCCCCUUGCCAGAGGAUCCCGUCAAGAGAGCCGAUAUCGAAUCCGUACUACAAAAUGGAUACGUCGCUCUUGACAACCUCCUCACAGAAGAAGAUGUCCAGUCCCUUAGGGAAGAAGUUGACCGUAUGACGGGUGAGAAUCCACGAACUGGGCGUCAUAUGUUUGAGGGUAGAGAUACUGUUAGAAUUUAUUCCUUGUUAAACAAGUCGCGCAAAUUCGACAAGUGCUGUCUCUUCGAUCGUGUCCUUGCUUUAAAUGAGUAUUUCUUGAUGAAGGGCUAUACUAUCUCGGCCACGUCGACUAUCCAGAUUAACCCGGGAGAGAAGCCUCAAUUGUUUCACCACGACGAUGGAUACACAUACCUUCCUCGUCCUCGCCCGCCAAUGGGCGUUGCUAUCAUGAUUGCAAUCGAUGACUUUACAGCAGAGAACGGUGCGACUUUGAUGGUACCUGGAAGCCAUCUCUGGGACUCCAAAAGGAGACCGACUAUGGAAGAGGCCGUGCCUAUGGUGGGCAAGGCUGGCACCGUUUUCUACUUCCUCGGUACAACUUGGCACUGCGGCGGUUCCAACAUGACUAAUAAACCUCGCCGUGCAGCGACCAUCCAGUACUGUCAGCCAUACAUUCGUGCCGUCGAGAAUCAAUUCCUCGCCGUUGACCCUCGUCGUCUGUCUGAGAUCCCGGAUGAUAUCGUCAAGAUGAUGGGAUACGGCUUACAGAAGCCCUUUAUCGGAUACGUGGAUGGUCUGGAUCCCCUCAAGGGAGCAAGGCGUAUGGUCGACUGGCUUCAGCAACCUCUUGAUAUGCAGCCUCCUGCUUUUGCAACGAUAGUCUAG